AUGAUAUUAUUAUCAAAUCAUUAAAGAUGGAUAUUCACAUUAUCUUUAAUUAAUACUAAUUUAUGGAAUGAAUUAUAAAAGGAAUAAAAUAAAUAAGAGAAUCUUAAAAAAUUACAUUAAAAAUUAUUAAGACCUAAUUUAGGAAAUCCAUAAUUAAAAGAAGAAUUAGAUGAUUUAAAAUAAAAAGAAUCAAAAAGAUUAUCUGAUUUUUUGGAAUUAUUAUCAAAAUAUUAAGUAACUCUUUUUGAUGAAAAUUUCAAUUAAGGAGACAAAUAUUUGAAAGCUGCAAAUUAAAAUUUUGAAUUUUUAUUGCUUUUUUAUGAUUCACUCUUAUUAUUUGAAGAUUUUAUUAAAUUACCUGGAGAUGAAUAAAUAUAAAAAAAGCAUUAAAAUUUGAAAGUUUCUUUGAGAUAAAAGUAGAGUGGUUAAAUAAUAGAUACAAAUUCAGAAAGAUCUCUAAGUAAAACUUGGGAAGGUGUUCAAUUGGAAAUGUUUACUAUAGGAGAUAGAAUAAUAUAAUAUAAUUGGCAAAUCAAUUAAGUAAUAAAAGUAGAUCCAAAGGAUGCAAAGAAUAAAGCUCCAGAAGCUAAGAAACCUGCUCCAGGAGGAAAACAAUAAGAAACUGAAAAACCUGUUUAGACUACUACAACGUAUUUUAUUUUAAUAAAUUUAGACCAUUAAAAUCAUUUAAAACAUUUAGAUAAAUAUCAGCCAAACAUGAAUUCUUUAAAUCAAUAAAUGAAUUUGUUAUUGAAUACAAGAAAUAAGUAGAUUAUGCAAAAGAUUAAAUAAAAUUACUUAGUGAAAGAGAGUUAAAGUUCUAAUUUAAAUGGGAAUAAAGUAUUGCUUCUUUGUGA
Molecule: messenger RNA, 857 nt
Organism: Paramecium primaurelia
Lineage: Eukaryota; Ciliophora; Oligohymenophorea; Peniculida; Parameciidae
Source: the annotation of a GenBank genome assembly